This is a messenger RNA of Lindgomyces ingoldianus, 2193 nucleotides long. RefSeq lists its product as uncharacterized. Lineage: Eukaryota; Fungi; Ascomycota; Dothideomycetes; Pleosporales; Lindgomycetaceae. The transcript has 2 exons. Bases 136 to 2058 code for a protein of 640 amino acids. The record is from RefSeq and is a predicted model, not a curated record.
UCCAACUUGUUGGCUCUCCGGAGAGCUGUCCACUCCUUAGUACCCACACCUUGCCUUUCUUGUCGCUCCUUCAUCGAGUACAUUAUUUAUAACCUGAUACCAUCUGACCGCUACUAGCGCUCCAUUGAAACCGCCAUGGCCAGGAUGCUAGGAAGAUCGAAGUCGUUGCGGAUGCUCAGAGGUUUUCAAAAAGAAUCCCACCAACAGGACAAUGGCCGCUCUACGCCACCAGACGCCAGUAUUCAAAUCGAGGUCGAUAGAUUAAAGGCCGCAACACCUGUUACAAGAGCAAAUAGUCGGUCUGCAACCCCCGACUUAUCCCAACGACCGAGGACGUCAGGUGGGCCAGGAGACCGCGGCAAGUUGUUCCACAAAAAAGUCACCCCCGUCACCCUUGGUUCCGAGGAUCAAACCUACAAUUUUCCCUUUCCUUCUCCAACCAAAUCCACCACAGUUCUCUAUACCGCAGAGGUUCAUGAAGAUCGCGAAGGAGUCAUUGGCAUCGCUCUGGGAAGUCCGACUAUGGCAUCACACUGGAACAGCAACCCGCAGGAUACCUAUCUCUUUACCAAUACUCCAGGAACAAUCACACACAUAUCUUCUCACAACACUUUCGCGGAACCCGUAGAAAGCAAGCAAGAGGUAUCGAAACCAAAGAUCAGCCGAUGGAAAUCAUUUUUUGGGAAGAAGAGCCAGGCUUCACAGCAGCAGCAGCAGCCAUUCUACAAGCUACAACCAUCGCCUGAACGUGCCGACAGUCACCAUGAUGAGGAGCCUUUAGACGCACACGCACUAGUGCAAGACGAAUCUCGAUCAGCAUCUCCAGCGGUUUUCAGGCCAGAUAUCCGGCAGUCGCGUUCGGUCCUUAAGGGCCAAGUACCUUCGUUCCCAGAUAGACCACGUGCAAGGACUCUUGCAGAGAAUCCACUGGGCAAGCCGAAAGUUCCACUUCUAAGAUCCGCUUCAAGCCCCAAGCCUCCGCCAAAGGAUGACUGGAACAAUUCGCCAACUGUACCCCAUGUGGUGGUAUCUGGUAGUUCCCAACAUGUCUCGCAUUAUCCCUCGGCUCGGGCGAAUGGUGACAAACCUCUUUUGGAUAUCGAUAUUCCUAGAAUUGAGAUGGAAAGGUACAGCGUCAUGUUCGGCAGCCUUCUUCAACCAAGUCGCUCUUCCAAUCUUCUGGUGCGACGCCAAGGGAACUCAGAGAAGCUGAAACCGUUGAACGAGCUAUCUAUGAAGAAAGAUGAAGAUGGGUCCCGAAAUGGAUUACUGAAACCUCAGCGAAGGGCGACCUCACCGUCUUUCCCCAAAUCUCCUACUGUCUCUUUAUCAUUAUUCCCUCAGCCCGCGGGAGGCCACACUGGUAAAACACCAUCCCCGCGAGCAGUUUCCGUUCACAGGCCUAGACCCUUGCAGCGAUCCAGGACGGCACCUGCGAGUUCCCCUCAUCGGCAAAAUUUCCCCGCUACUCCAAGGUCAUCUGAUGAUGGCGGAAAAGGAGCGUUUCACGAGCAAAAGCCUGAAAGUGGCGAUACAGGGAUGAAGACGCAGCUACUGACUCCCACUCCGUCAAGUCGGCACAGCUUCGAUUCCGACACGGAGGAAGUGACGUUUGUGGUUGGCCGCGCCCCAGUCGUGGGCCCAUGGAAGCCACAGGUGGAGGAGCCUGAGUGGGAAAUCAUCUCGAAGCCUUCCAUACGGAAGAAUCCUGCGUCUCAGGAUGCCCCGUCUUCUGCACCUCCAGAAUCAUUACGUGCAGAUAACAAAUUAAAAACACAAAUCAUCGAGGUCAGCCCCAGGUUGACUGACACUGCUCCGCAAAAUAGCUCUCAAGCUACCAUCGGGUUGGCGAGGCAAGUUUCGGUGUCACGUACGGCGGGAUUCCAGCGAGCGGAGUUGCUGAAACCAGUACUUGUGAAAGCGGCAACGGACAGCUCCUCCCUAUCGCCAUCUAGUACGACGAGCUCAGAGCGUCUGGUGGACAGGAAACCCCUUACACCGACCCUGGUCGAAUUGAAAAACCGCAAAAGUCAGAGGGUCCAGUUGGUGGAUGCGUAGUUUGCACAUCCACGAGGUUGUUCGUUUAUACCCACAUUCACCAAAUGCGUUUGGCGUUCAUGCAGGAAAUUGAAGGGUCCAUUCUUAUGAAGUUUAGAGGUUAGGUUCGGUUUGGAUGGUUGGUCGAGGGUUUUG